AUGGACCCCUUUGCCCAGGACGAUGAUUACGACAGCCGUAAACGGCCGUAUAAUACAGUUUACGAUGAUGGAUAUUGUAGUAUACGUCAGAAUACGAUGACAUCUACCGUGGAGAAGGAUUACGACGUCGUAUUUUGUCUGGAAUGGGAGCGACCGUUUACGAUGGGAUAUGUCAAAAUACGACCAAAAAUAAUUCAAUUUGUUAAUAUUUUUGGUGUGAAACAAACAAGGGGUGACAUACCAAAGAAUUAUUGGACACUGAAUUGGAAUAUGGUUGAUUAUUUACACAUAUUACACACAUCUGAAUGGGCUAACAGUAUUCAAUAUGUUCAAACAAAUAUUGAACAAAAUUUUAAGACUAGGAGGACUGAUUGGUUAAACAAAUACAAAGUGAAUAUCGAUUUUAAUAUUGAAAGUCUCAGUAUCCGCUCAAACCUGCGUACACCACCAGAGACAGCAAGAACAACAUCCAUAUCAUUUAUACAGCUACCAGGCACAAUCAACAGCAACCGAAUUGGUCUAAUAAUGUGCGCAACAUCCACAGGUACACAAAACGCAUCAUCGUCAAUAUUAUCUCAAAUUGAUUCAUUAGUCGAACAUUUCCAAAUUCUACCUGGAAAACAACAGCUUCGAAACAUGCUCAAAGUUCAUCAUCGGUUGUUCGACACUUGA
This is a messenger RNA of Didymodactylos carnosus, 672 nucleotides long. The record is from the annotation of a GenBank genome assembly. NCBI's taxonomy places the organism in Eukaryota, Metazoa, Rotifera, Eurotatoria, Philodinida, Philodinidae.